AUGCCGAUGCGUGUCAAGUCGCGGCCUCUGCCGGCCGCCCGUGAGCCCAGCCCCAUGUCCGUGAACUGGGACGCCAACCUGCUGCCUGACAUUGGGGUCGACGACGGCUUCCGCGAGGUCAUUAAGAAGCUGUCCGUCUACUUUGCCGAGGUCAUUCAGCUGCCGAGCACCUUUGAGCAGCUCCGUACCACGACUGCCGGCGAUAGCUUGAGGCUGCUCGUAGAUCACCUCAACGCGACGUGCACCAACCCCGCCAUUGUCAAUGCCCUGCUCGCUCUGCGGUGGCACUAUGCUACCGAAGGCGACUCCUACAAUCGCAACCUCGCCGAGGCGCGUGCUGACGCCUGUGAGAUUGUCGCCUGGCGCUUCUUGACCCGCCUGUCUGAGCGUGAGGCCGUCGCUUUCUGCCUCUACGAUAUUCCCGACACCCAGGAAGGCGAGCAGGUCCCCGGCAACGGCGACGAGGAGAGCAACGAACAGUCGCCCCUCCUCUCGCCCAACUGGUCCAAUGCUGGUGCAGGCCGCCACUCGCUUCCGCGCCCCGCUGGCGCCGGCAGCACCAAGCGCUAUCAGCUCUUGUCUUCGCUGUCAAGGCUCACCAUGAGCAUGCACGCCAGCGACGACGAUGACUGCGAAAGCGAUGACGAGGACGACCCAACGGCCCCCUUCAAGUCGCUCAACGCCCUCGAGAUCGCCGCCAUUGCCGACGCCAAGCGCUUCCUCAGCCAGCAUGUCGUGCAGAAGAUCAUCACGGGCAUUUGGAACGGCGACAUUGUCUUUUGGGACAGCCUUUCGAUCCAUGCCGAGAAGAAGCCGCGCUUCUACAACGCACGCACCGCCGAUCCCUUCAGCCGUCUUCGUGUGCCGCGUUACCUCAAGGCCUGGGAGGCUCUCUUCUUCGCCGUCUUCCUGUGCCUCUACUACGGUGUCCUUGUCGAGCUCAACACGGAGAGGAUCACGCCCACCGAGGCGACGCUGUACGUUUGGUUCGCUGCCUUCUGCUACGAUGAGCUGAGCGAGUGGAACGAUGCCGGGUCCAUCUUCUAUGCUGCCGAUAUAUGGAACCUCUUCGACAUGAUCAUGAUCGGUAUCGGCGUUACCUUUGCCAUUUUGAGGGUCAUCGGUCUUGUCAAUGAUGACCAAUACAUCACUGAUCUGGCCUUUAACGUCUUCUCGCUCGAGGCCCUCUUCAUGGUGCCGCGUAUCUUCUCAUUCCUCAGCUUGUCCCCGUACUUUGGCACCUUGAUCCCUUGUCUCCGCGAGAUGGGCAAGGACUUUGUCAAAUUCAUGGUCCUCGUCGUCAUCAUCUACCUCGGCUUCCUCACAACAUUCUCCCUUAUCGGCAAGGAGAAGUUCCCUCUACGUCACAUGGCCAUGAACCUGACCAAGAUCUUCUUCGGCUCGAGUUUUGUCGGCUUCGAAAUUAUGCGCGAUAUUGACCCCGUGUUCGGACCCCCGCUCAUGAUUCUCUUCGUCACGCUCUCGUCCAUUCUCCUCAUGGGCUCGCUCACCGGUAUGCUCAGCAACUCGUUCUCGCGCGUCAUUACCCACGCCCGCGAAGAGUACCUCUAUGUCUACAGCGUCUACGUGCUCGAGGCCUCGACUAGUAACCGCCUCACGCACUUCUACCCGCCCUUUAACCUUGUCGCCCUCGUCAUCUUCCGCCCCCUCCGCCUCAUCCUCCCUUCGGAUAACAAGUUCCGCGCCGGCCGCAUCCUCCUGCUCAAGGCCACGCACCUCCCCAUCGUCGGCGCCAUUCAACUGUACGAGCUCAUCCGCCGUCGCGUCCUGCCGGACGAGUUUGCCGGUUUCGCGGGACCCCGCACCUCGUCGCAAAUCACCAAGCCGCACCGCCAGAUUGGUCUGGGCCGGCCCUCGUCGUCGCAGCGCCCCGGUCUGCCGUCGCCACGCCACUCUUCGGCUCGUGACCAGACGGACGAACGCGAGGAUGACGGCAUGGAGGGCCCGACACCUGUCGAGAUGCGCGUGUCGGAGCUUGCCGAGCGCAUCGACCGGCUCACGGCACUCGUCGAGGCGCUGCACAAGCCACAAGAGCAGAAGGCUGCCAAGACGGACAGCUCCUAG
Molecule: messenger RNA, 2085 nt
Organism: Verticillium nonalfalfae
Lineage: Eukaryota; Fungi; Ascomycota; Sordariomycetes; Glomerellales; Plectosphaerellaceae
Exons: 4
Coding region: 1-2085 (694 amino acids)
Biological process (GO): monoatomic ion transport; transmembrane transport
Cellular component (GO): membrane
Molecular function (GO): monoatomic ion channel activity
Source: RefSeq, a predicted model, not a curated record